This is a messenger RNA of Cladophialophora carrionii CBS 160.54, 1260 nucleotides long. RefSeq lists its product as uncharacterized. The coding region runs from base 1 to 1260 and encodes 419 amino acids. Gene Ontology annotation, cellular component: cytoplasm. The transcript has 2 exons. The record is from RefSeq and is a predicted model, not a curated record. Lineage: Eukaryota; Fungi; Ascomycota; Eurotiomycetes; Chaetothyriales; Herpotrichiellaceae.
AUGGAUACCGGCGACAAAGAUUGGGCAACGAAAUACCUUCUCGACCCGUUGAAUGCGCCCGAACCCUCCCAAGAAGAUGGUCCUGGCAACAGUUUCCGAGCCGGCGCCACGCUUCCCCCCGUUAAGGCUCCCCAAAAGCCACAGCUAGGAAGACGCCUGUCCAAGACGAACCCGUAUCGCAAGAGCUCGCUUUCCAACACGACAACCACGGAGGUGAAGCGGUCCGCAUCUCUGAACAGCGGCACCCACGGCUCCCCCGUGACCAGUUCUGGCAGGGGAGCGGCAGCAGGAGGGCCAUAUCCGCCACAGUCCUAUCCCUCGCCUCCCCACUCCGCAAGGUCUCCAACCAGCGCCGGAGCCGGCGCGGGCAAGAACUCCCCAACCGUAACACACACUCCGCUGAGCCCUCAAUCGCUACGUUCCCCAUCCCAACCCCACAGGCAGGAAGCAUUCGGGGCCGGUGACAAUGCAUCGACCCCAACCGGCCGUCGCCGGCGGGGUUCAUCCCUCUCCGAGCGCUACCCGGGCGACAUGUCGCACCGGCCACUAGACGCCCUGGUCAAGGAGAAGCACGUGGCCGACCGGGCCCGGCACGCGACGCGCAAGCACCGCAUCCAGCCGGACACGAUCGACAACCUCGACCUCACGGGCGGCGGGGGCGCAUACCACCACGGCGGGCCGUACGACGCCACGCUGUUCGCGCGCAACAACUCGACGAACUCGCCCAUCGCCGCGCUGGCGGACUCCAAUGCCGAAGCCCUCAAAGCCACGCCCAAGGAGAAGAUCAUCGACUCGGUCCGCGGCCACAGGCCUCUCGAUGGCGUCGCGGCCUUUGCGCCCGGCAACGUCGACCGCAACGGCCACGUCUACAACUACGAGGAGGGCGACAACAUGAUGAUCGAGGGCGGGCCCGAGGGCGGCGCCUACAAGCGCUGGCCCGGCGUGCAGUACCAGCCGGAUGACAUCAAGGGCAAGGGCGAGCCGAGUUACAGCUUGGAGAAAGCCCUCAAGGAGCAUAAGAUCUCGUCCCACGAAGCCGGCAAGGCGACGACCAAUGGCACGGACGGCAUCGAGAUGAAGACCCGCCAUCGGAGUUCCAGCGCUGUGAUGCCCGAUACGGUCGACCGCUCCGGCUGGGAUGAUGGCGAUACGGGCACGGGCACGGGACUUGGCCGGAGCGGAAGUCUCAGCAAGAGACUUAGUGGUGGGCUGAAGAAGAGGUUCGGAAGCAUCAAGAGGAGCCACCAUCGUGACGAGUGA